Molecule: messenger RNA, 993 nt
Organism: Hibiscus syriacus
Lineage: Eukaryota; Viridiplantae; Streptophyta; Magnoliopsida; Malvales; Malvaceae
Exons: 2
Coding region: 1-993 (330 amino acids)
Source: RefSeq, a predicted model, not a curated record
AUGAAUGUCCUCUCAUCAUUAUUGAAUGUUUCUGCUAAGCAUGGAGUGUUUAGGUUCCAUCCAAAAUGCAAAAAAAUCUCACUUACUCAUCUUUGUUUUGCUGAUGACCUUUUCAUUUUUUGCCAUGGAUCCUUGGAGUCUGUUUUGGGUGUUGUUAGCAUUCUAGACAGGUUCUAUGAACUUUCUGGCUUAAGGCUUAAUGCUAUGAAAUCUGAAUUGUUUGCUUGCGGGGUGCCUCGGUGUAGUCUGGAUCUGAUUUGUAUAGCUACUGGUUUCAAGCAUGGUCAGUUGCCUGUUAGGUACUUGGGUGUGCCUUUGGUUACUCGAAAACUUUCUAGCAAAGACUGCUCAGCUCUACUUGUGAGAAUCAAUGAUAAAAUUGAUAAAUGGUCGAGCAAGCACUUAAGCUUUGGGGGGAGGCUACAGUUGGUUAAGUCGGUUCUGUUUAGUAUCUUUGGCUAUUGGAGCAGGCAGUUGGUCUUGCCCAGAGGGGUCAUCAGAGAUGUUGAAAAAUUAUGCAUGAGGAAAAUUCUAGCUGAUGAGGGCUCUUUGUGGAUUGCUUGGCUCAAAUCUUAUUGUUUCAAGGCUAUGGAUUUUUGGACAGUUGACUGUAAGCCUCAUUUUAGCUGGAUCCUAAGAAAACUGGUGAAAAUGAGGGAGGAGGCUUGGGGACUUUUUGGUUCUGCUGCUGUUUUGUCUCAGAUUAGAGGUGCAUGGAUAUGGGACCAUAUCCGUGAGAGGAGGGACAAGGUUGAUUGGCACAAAUUGAUUUGGUUUCCUGCUCAUGUCCCAAAAUUUUCCAUUGUGGCUUGGAUGGUGAUUCUGGAUAGGCUUCCUACAAAGGAUAUGUUAGCCAGAUUUGGAAUUCAGGUUGAUCAUAUAUGUGGUCUGUGUGGAGUUGAGCUGGAAUCUCGGAAUCACUUGUUUUUAGAAUGUUCUUUCGCCCGAGAGGUUUGGGAUGUAAUCUUGCAGACUUGUGGUCUUCAUAACUAG